Molecule: messenger RNA, 7500 nt
Organism: Manis javanica (Malayan pangolin)
Lineage: Eukaryota; Metazoa; Chordata; Mammalia; Pholidota; Manidae
Gene: LPGAT1
Product: lysophosphatidylglycerol acyltransferase 1
Biological process (GO): phosphatidylinositol acyl-chain remodeling
Cellular component (GO): endomembrane system; endoplasmic reticulum
Molecular function (GO): acyltransferase activity
Source: RefSeq, a predicted model, not a curated record
ACCGAGUCUCGGCGCUGCGGGGAACGGGGCGCCGGCCGCGCCGCAGCCGGAGCGGGGCCGGGCCCCGCCGCCGCCUCCUUCCGCCGGCCAUGCAUUCUUCCGGCUCCCGUAGCCCGGGCCGGGGCUCGGCCAGCCCGAGGCUGCCGCGAGGGGAGUAGGGCGCCCGCGCGCCCGCUCGCGCCCCGCCUCGGCCGCCGCCGCGUCCAUGACCGCGACCCCUCGGCCGGGGACACCCGCCGCCCGCCGCGCAGCACCGCGCCCCGGGCCCGCGCCCCGCGCUCCGGCGCCCGCCGAGAAAGACAGGACGGACUCGAGUGUGAGAAUGGCUGUGACUUUGGAAGAAGCUCCGUGGCUGGGCUGGAUCUUCGUGAAAGCGCUGAUGAGAUUUGCCUUCAUGGUCGCCAACAAUCUGGUUGCUAUUUCAUCCUACAUCUGCUAUGUAAUUAUACUUCAGCCCCUUCGAGUGCUGGACAGUAAACGGUUCUGGUAUAUUGAAGGAAUCAUGUAUAAAUGGCUUUUAGGAAUGGUGGCUUCUUGGGGAUGGUAUGCUGGAUAUACAGUGAUGGAAUGGGGGGAAGAUAUUAAAGCAAUUUCAAAAGAUGAAGCAGUGAUGCUGGUGAAUCAUCAGGCGACAGGAGAUGUGUGUACUCUGAUGAUGUGCCUCCAAGACAAAGGACUGGUUGUUGCUCAAAUGAUGUGGUUGAUGGAUCAUAUUUUUAAAUACACAAACUUUGGAAUUGUUUCUCUAAUUCAUGGAGACUUCUUUAUAAGACAGGGAAAAUCUCAUCGUGACCAACAGCUGCUGCUUCUCAAGAAACAUCUAGAAAAUAAUUACAGGAGCAGAGAUAGAAAAUGGAUUGUUUUAUUUCCAGAAGGGGGCUUCCUCAGGAAGAGGAGAGAAACAAGUCAGGCAUUUGCCAAGAAAAACAACUUGCCAUUUCUUACACAUGUCACUCUGCCAAGGGUUGGGGCAACAAAUAUUAUUCUGAGUGCACUUGUAGCACGACAAGAAAAUGGAAGUCCAGCAGGUGGAGAUGCUAAAGAAUCAGACAGCAGAUCAAAAGGCCUCCAAUGGAUUAUAGAUACAACCAUAGCUUAUCCCAAAGCUGAACCCAUAGAUAUUCAAACCUGGAUCCUUGGAUACAGGAAACCAACAAUUACACAUGUACAUUAUAGGAUCUUUCCAAUUAAAGAUGUACCUCUGGAGACAGAUGACCUUGUUGAUUGGCUCUAUCGGCGUUUUAUUGAAAAAGAGGACCUCUUAUCACAUUUUUAUGAAACAGGGGCCUUUCCACCUCACAAGGGCCAUGAGGAAGCUGUUGCCAGGGAGAUGACCCUCAGCAACAUGUGGAUAUUUCUCAUACAGUCUUUUGCAUUCUUGUCAGGCUAUCUGUGGUACAACGUCAUGCGGUACUUUUACCAUUGCCUGUUUUAGGACUUGUCAGGCUCACCGUAGGAGCUCAGACUUCCGUAAGUGGGCAUUAUCUUACAUGUGCAAAUCAGAGUAUGAAAAAACAGCAAAGGAAAUUCAAUGGAUGAAUUAAUAUUGUCCCCCUUUGGGAUAUUUUAAAACUACUAAAAUGAGGAUCAGUAAAUAUAAUGACCUGCUAAUAUGUUUUAAGGACUUUUCAUGUUUUAAAGAGAUACACUCUGCCACAUAUUUAAGCAAGCAUCACAUUUGGAGAAGAGGAAAUCAUAAAAUCAUCCUAGAAGACUAUCUGAGAGAAAUUCUGUUGCCAUCAGAUAUACUUGAUAAUCUAGUGCAAGCUCAGAAAGUUGUGUUGUUCCUCUUAGCUAGUAGUUUCUGUAGGGCCAUGCUGUAGAGUGCCCUCAUGUCCACCGACUCUUGCUCUUUCUGAUAACCUUGAGGGGAGCUGGUUAGUACCCUCCGAAGGACUGUUUCCCUGUUGUUUGCAGUGACGUGCCCAUCCUCAGUAACCAAAUGAGGUGCAGCGUCAGGCAUGCUCUGAAGGGAAAAAGCAGUGUCCACUGGACACAUUCCUGUGCUGGAAUGUGUUCCAUGAAGGCUAGCUCAGUCCAGCGCCGUGUUUACAUGUGCUGGGGCUUUCCCUUGUAUGAGGGGGGGUCACAUAAUUUCUCUUUUUGCGUAGAAGGCGUAUCAUAGAUUGAUAACUGUCUUUUACAAAAUGCACUUUUAUCAGAUGCAUAUAUAGCAAAGGAUCAGUAAUACAGCUUGAAAACAAAUGUAAGCAUAAUCAGUGAGUGGGAUUCUUGAGAGGCCGCCCAGCCUCUGCCUGUUUGUGUGCCGAUGCUGUCCCGCGCCCCCCUGCAUCCAGUGCCACACUGAUGUCAGGCUUUCAUCUAGCUCAGAGGCUUUUUUCCAUUUUGGCAUAUUAUCAGCACCAAGUGCAUUUGGGGAUGAUUGAAACAAAUUAAUGUAAAACAUUUCAGUGAUCAAUUUAAGGCAAAAUAGUGUAAUUUAUUAGAAAAAUAAGAACCAGAGCCAGACACUGGCUUCAAAUGGUGACAAGUUCUCAGAUGACACCCCCAGAACCUGUGUUCUAUCAUCACAUCAAGGUGCUGCCCACAUCCGGAUGGUAUAACCAGGAGACAGAGCAGCACAAAAGGCUUCCCAGUCUCUUCCGGUUGUUUUGAAUGGGGUAAAGUUGAGUUUCUGUGUCUAGAAUUUUUCUGUUUGUCAUGAUGUCCAUGUGAUUGACCUCACAGUGGGAUAGGACCACCCUCUUCUCAAACAUGCUGGCCCUGGCUCGGCCCCCCACGCGCACUCCCAGUCGUCGGGACAGAGCGUGCUUUCUGGUCUGGGACUGAGACCGUUCAGCGCCUCGUAGGCCAGUGGUAAUUCUGUGUGAUGUGAGCAUUGUAGGCUCCCCUGUUGUUGCUAAUCAGACAAAUGACAAUUUUGAGAACUAGGCCAGAAAAAAAAUUAAGACUAAAGCUUUCUGUUUUUAGAUAAACCAAAAAACUGAAAAGAUGUGACUUUUCUCCCAGUUAUGUGGGGAAGGUAAAGCAACACCAAAUAAAAGCCCACAGCAGCUUCAUCUUUAGGUUAGUUCUGUGCACAUGUGAAAGAGAAUGAUGUGUUAGCCGAAAUACCUCAUGGAAUAUUAUACUACUACUGGUGAAAUGCAGGCAGUGUUGAUGUGAUUGGCUUGGUAGUGUUUGUUAUAAGAUGCAAUUUUUCUUUUUAAUCUAAGCAUUUCAUUCUGUUUUUUUUUUCAGUGACAGUGAGUAAGCGAAACCAAUCUCAAUUUAGAGGUAUGGAUGAUGACAGUGAGCCAAAUAGAAGCUUAAAGAUGCUUCUGUUUGAGGCCCCAGCAAACGCUGCUAGAUUCCAAGAUGAGUUGAAAUUGUUCAUUUGAGAGAUUAGUCAGCCAUCUGGGGCAUAAAUUGCUCACUGUCAAGGAUGGCAUGCACAGUCCUAGCUAACAGAUCCUUUUCCUCAUUGCUAAAGCAAGCCACUGGUAGAGCGGCCAGUUGGCCUGUCAAAAAGCAGAGAAAUGCAUGCAUGCAUACGUAAAUGUGGUUUAGGGCCACUUUUGCCAUCGCUGUGCUCCGAAGGGACAUGAUACUACUUCACGUACUGUCCACAAUAAACAGACUCUUCCAUACGAUGCUUUGUUCUUCAAGUGCAGCGUCAUUUUAACAGUCUCUAGAGUGACAAAUACCAAUAGAUGUGUGAGUUAAUUUUUGAAACUAGAUCUGUGAGUUGUAAAUAGAUGUGUAUUUGAUCUGCUGUAUCCCUCUUUGAUCCUUUAUCAACAUGUUCUCUCUCUUCUGUUGCAAAGUAUGUUUGAGAGCAUUGACAGUGCUUCCUUACCAGAAACUCGAGUUCUCCUGCCUGCACUAGGGAUGUAAGAGAGUCAGUGUUCUUACACAGCCAUCAGGGAAGCCGCAGUAUGCCCUGUACAGAACUGCAUAGAAAUUCCUGGCUUGUACUUUCUUUGCCAAGUGAAUGAAAAGAUGUUUAGAGAAUAUACAUUUUAUCAAGGGCAAAGGAAAUAAAAUCGUGCCAGUUUUAUACCAGUAGCUUGAAGAAUGUCAGCACUUCUUGGUCACAACUGAUAUGCUUAGAUUCCAGCAGCAGAGGGGAUUGAGAACUUCCUGCUGGAUCCUGGUCUCAGCGAGUCACAGUGAGACCACAUCUGCUUGGCCCUGGGCAGGUGCACUGACUACAGAAGCGACCACCCCAGCAAUUCACUCUUACUCAGAAACCAUAGUUGGUAUUGAAAUACACAGAUAUUGUGGAGAAACCUAAACACCAGGGGAAGGUAAAGGAAAAUUAUAGAAUGGAAAAUGGUAUUUUGGAUAGGCAAACAAAUUAGUUGUGACUCUAAAUAGUAGUUUGUUUGUUUUUUAAAGAUAGCUGUGAGAACAGGUCUGUCAUACUAUUGUCAAGCUAUGAUAUACUGUCAUAGUUUUUACUGUUACAGCCAACCGUUAAUUUUAUAUAGUAAAGGAACUAGAGAUUACUGGAUAAUUAAUCCAGUAAUAAGUUAGAGUAAGCCGAAAAUUAAUUGUAUUUAGGAAUUUGAAGUUUUGUUCUCAUCAAACCUUUUUUUAUCAUUCUAGGGAUUAUUUUUAAUUUUACAAAAUUUGACUUUUUUAUUAAUUUGUCUUGCCUGUGUAUUUAUGACUGUGUUAAUGAGUAGUGGAAAGAUUUGGAAAGAUACCUUCAGGAAGAGGAAACACAAAAGCCUAAAUAAUACAUGGGCUAGAAUAGGAAUCCCUGCAUAUUCAAGAGUUGGCAGUAUUGCAGUUGUUCUCGAGCCUUUUUAUGAAAAUGAAAUGUUAAAUCACCAGAUAUAAACUUCACAACAUCAUUCUAGUGUUAAUAUCUUUUGGAUUGGUGUUAAGACUGCUUCUUCAUUCUUUGCUCCUGUUACUCAUGUCUCAUGAAUUUGUCUUAGUAAUAUUUUUUGACAAUCACUUCCCUAAAGACUCUUAGGAACUAGUGGGACCUGGUUCUAAUCAAAGAAAGUAGUCUUUAAUCAUGGAUAGGUUUAUUGGAUUUUUUCUAUAUUGAAGGACAUUUUAUUUGCACUGCUGGAUAGGAAGAGUUAGUUAUUUUCUUUGUUACACAGGACUUCACUCCAGAGUUACCAUUAGGAGCAUGUCAGCUCUGGGCCACAAAGGAGGGAUAAAACAGUCAGUCUUACUUGGUGUAGUGCAACCCUUACAUCUGUAACAUAAAAGGCAAAGUGGCAGGUGGACUGGCUCAUUUAAUGAGGGGGUAAAAACAUACAUCUGGGACCAAAACCACCUAAAUCGAACAUUUCUAGAUCACAGAGGGGCCGGGUGUUCUCUGGAGCAGUCACGGUUGGUGCUUUAUUGUAACCAUUUUGCAUUGAUCCCCAACAAUUUGGAACUGGACCCUGGGAAUAAGCUGAGGGUGCUGAACUUUUUGGGGAAGUUGACUGUAACCAUAUGGAAGAUAAAUGUGCAUUUUUCUGCAAAAUUUCCACUUGAGGAUUUUUACAUUCAAUAUUUUUUUAAAACAGUUGAAAGAGCAAAAAAAAUUUUUAAGUGUAUUCUAGUUGCAAAAUAUGCACACAUAUUUUGAAUGGCUUUAUUUUUAUUGUGUAAAACUGUGGAACACAGGACUGUGAUGCACAAAUUCUUUACAUGUAAGGAGUCUGUGCAUUUUACAGUAACACUUCAUGAUUGGGUAAUGAAACAGUUAUACAUUGAACUGCUAUUGUUGUACUAAGUGCUUUCAUUUUCUUUACAGUUGUUACACGGCUGUAUUUAUUUUAUACACAUGGAUUUUAGUUUUCCUGAUGCCAUAAUGUUUACUUCAGCUUGUUGACCUGUCUUUCUUUCUUUGUGUAUCUGCAUGUUGUAAUGUAUGAUAAGAAUGAAUGUAAAGGGUGUGGCAACUGUAAUUAACUUUUUGUAAAGGGCUGGUCACAAGUGGAUCUGGUUUAUGAAUGCAUUGCAGAUUAUUUUAGUAACCAGAUCACCUUUGCAGAAAUUUGGAUGUGAACACCAAAAGAAGCAUUUUCUCAACAAAAAUUAAUAGCUGGUUCUAUUUUUUUUUAACCUAGAAAAAAUAAAGUUGAUUUUUCUCAAGUAAAGUGCUUUGAAUUUUUAGUGGGAAUGGGCUGUUUGUGUUUUACUAGAGCUAUUUUGGCAUUAACGCCUGCGGACCUGUUGUGUGUAGCACUCCAGGGCAGGUGGCUGCAGGGCCGACUGGAGAACCCAACGAAACAACAUCUCCUUAUUUGGUUUUAAACUUGCUCCCCAUUCUCACCAUUCAGUAGCAUACUGAUAAAUGUUUAAUAGUCUGUUGUCCUGGAAAAAUGAUUAUGUAUACAAGUGUACAUAAGUUUCUUAUAAAUUUUGCCAAUAAGACUAUAUAACACAAUUAACAAACAUACAAUACUAAAAUAUGCUUUAUUGUAAAUUCUAUAUAGCCAAUUGAUUCUCCCAGGAUUCUUUCACUGAUAUUUGCUGAAUUCUUGUAGCCAACCUAUAAUUGCAAUUCAACUGUGAUUUGAAAAAUAGAAUUGCAUUCUAAUCCACUUAUUUCUCAAAUUUAUUGUCAUUCAAUCUGAUAUGUGAUCUACUAUUAAACUAUUUCUUACCCUGUACAAAUUAUAUUCAUUAAAGUGAACCACUUUUAGCUUUGUGUAGUCUAAUUUUAAUAACAGCUGCUUAACAGCUGCUGGCAAAAUUCUGAAAUUCAACCCCAGGCUCUGAGGAGCCAGUAGGACCUGUCUCCAGCAUACCCCUGAUCCAUCCAGUUUUGUUGUUUUUUUAAUUGUUAGUAGUGAAUAGACUUCUCAUGGUUAAUCUACUCAUUGCUCAGGCAAUUCCUAUCACUGAUUCUUGCAGGAGCUUUAACGGUAGGAAAGCAUUAGCAUCCGUCUUUGCAUGCUUUUGAUUCAGAGAAUUUGACAAAAGCAGACUUUUCCUGAAGGGCAUGGGCAGCUUGCGUAUUCCUAAAAUCGGUUCUACGUUUCAGUUCCCAAAGCCAAACAAACUGUGAUUUAGGCAUUUCUAAGAUUUUGUUUGGAGCAUUUCAAGCAUUUAUUGUUUAGUCAUUUGUUGUAGAAGUGUCUGAUCCCACUGAAAAAUUUUAAAUGUAUUAAAAUACCUUAUACAAUCUACCAAAUAAGUUAAAAAGUUACAGUUCAGUCUACCUCUUCUUUUUCUAUCUGUAUUUAGGCUGCUGUUUUGGUGAAGUUUUAAUUUUUUUCCCCCUCUACAAGUCGUUUCUGUGGAAGACAAACAAAUUGGGGGCAGAGCCUGAGAGCAGAUUUGGAGCACUUGGAGAUCUAUUGCUGACCAGCCCUAUUUCUCAUGAGUUGGGGGAAAGAAAGCCAUUGUUUUUAAUUUCUACUUAAUAUGAAAAUGUUUGGUUUUUUUUAAUGUUUCUUCCUGCUUUAAAAAAAAUGUAUUUUUAAAGGGAGAAAAAUUCCUCUUUUGGCUCUAAGAAAAAGUCAGCUGUAUGAGCAGGUGUGACCAUAUCAUAACAUGCUGAUAGGGUAUAAAUCAAUAAAUUUUUACCUCUCAGGA